Messenger RNA from Macrobrachium nipponense, 2117 nucleotides. RefSeq names its product histone-lysine N-methyltransferase SMYD3-like. NCBI's taxonomy places the organism in Eukaryota, Metazoa, Arthropoda, Malacostraca, Decapoda, Palaemonidae. The record is from RefSeq and is a predicted model, not a curated record. Gene Ontology annotation, cellular component: nucleus. Gene Ontology annotation, molecular function: protein binding. Bases 156 to 1619 code for a protein of 487 amino acids. The transcript has 9 exons.
UACUGCAAAGUCUACCAGUGUCUAGUUGGAAGUGAUCCCGCAAUCAUACGAAAAAAAUCAACAUUGACGAGUUAUUUAAAGCGGAAAAAUUACAGAACUCCAAUCACAGCUGCGUAAGGCAAGACUAUUACGGAAAAAAAUAUAACAGUCAGAAGAUGAGGGAUUAUUACAUAUCUCUCCGUAGUCGUAACCCAGUGAAGAAAAAGCCUGUUUGCCGAGGAGAUUUGAUUCUAAGUUCAGAGCCAUUCGCCCACAUCAUCAACGACCACCAUUUGUCUGAAUAUUGUGAUUACUGCUUCGUAUCACAAGAGAAGAAGUUGAUCAAACCCUGCAAAGGAUGUCGAGUGCCUUGGUACUGUAGCGAAGACUGUGUCAGACUUGGCUGGGACAUCCAUCAAUAUGAGUGUCAUAGGUUGCAGAGACUGGCGAACAACGUCCCUCCGGCCUUCGUCAGGUUACUUGCACGCAUCAUCUUCAGAUUACAGAACGGAGGCGACAAAAUAGUGGAAAAAUAUAACGAGAAAGAAGGCAGAAGGUUCAGAGACCUUAUGAAUCAUUACGCCGACGUGAAAAAUGACAAGAAAAAUCAGGAGGAUGUUGAAAGUCUCAUGUCUCAACUCGGAACAUAUAUCGGGACGCGAAACCUUCCCAACGAAUCGGAUUUCCUCGGAAUCUACGGACGAGUUCUCGUGAACCGAUUCUGCAUCUUCGACGACACGAUGCUGUCAUUUGGGUCAGGGGUCUUUCUGGCUGCGUCUAUCUUCGACCACGCCUGUCUUCCUAACUGCUACGUCUCCUUCCACGGCAGGAAGGUUCACAUCAGAUCUCUGGUUGACAUGCCGGAGCUUAACUACGAUAAGUUGCGUAUUUGCUAUAUAGACCCAGUCGCGAGCGUGGCAUCAAGAAUGGAAGAUCUCCACAACAAAUGGUACUUUUGGUGCGACUGCAAGACCUGUGCCGAUAAGGAGAGAGCCAAUAUGGAAAGUUCCAUUCUUUGCGGAAACAGAGUGUGCUCCAACCCUGUAUACAUCCCAGAAGCCUACAGUCACAAGAUCCCGUCCAUUGAAUGCCCCAAGUGCCAAGAACUUGUUGAUAAGGAGAAGAUAAAACUUUACCGACAAAUCGUGAUCUUCACCAAAUAUCAUCUGAACAGAAUGAGUGAAGAAAGUCCUAACUUAACAGAGUGCCUGGAGAUCUUAGAAAGACAAGGUGACGAACUGCAUCCGCUGAACGUCUGGAGAGUGAGGACUCUGGACUUCGCUUUUAACGCUGCUGUCCACAAUGGAUGUUGGGCUUUGGCUCUCGACUACGGAGACAAGAACUAUGAGGGCAUGAGGUACUACUAUGGAGAAAACAACCCAACCUUCGCCCUGUUUUUAUUCAAAUAUGGGAAAGCGAAGAUCUACCUGAAAGACUUUUCUGAGGGCGUCAAACUUUUGGACAAAGCAGAGCCCAUUCUCAAAGCGGGACUUGGACCCAUGCAUCCUGUAGUCGUCGACCAGCUCAUUCCGACAAAUUUACUGGCGAACGAGGACAUCAACAUUUGUUUACAACGAAGGAUGGCGAUCCUCAAGAAGCAGGAAGCGAGGAAAGGAAAGCCCGUUAGCCAAGCUGCUUAGCCAAACUAACAACAAAACAAAAGGAAAUCCUCGAGCAGCUUGAUGAACAUGGUAGCGUAAGUCUGUGAACAGACUGAACAUUAAAAAUGCUUUUACCAGUAAAAGGAAACUUUCGGUAUUUUAAGGCAGACUUCCUUAAGGUGGCCUCACACUAGGCGUUUUUUUCUCCAGCUUCGAGCCGUUGCUGGCGAAAAUGAAAAGCCAGGAGCUUUUAGCUCGAGAUUUUAGCUUCCCGACAGAACGGGAAGCAGCCAGCACGAGCCAUGAGCCACAGCGUAGUGUAAACAAACAAGGUGGCUGCUGCUGAUAGGACAUACUCUCAGACCUUUGGCUUCUCUUCUCCUGAGCCACUCUCGAACUGUUCAGUUUUGUUUACUUUUUCCUACAGCUCCUCGAAACCACGAGUUCCAAGUGUGACGAUACAACACUUUUGCUCGCAAGCAUCGGCUGGAUGCUGGCCUAAACCAUGAGCAUUACUAACUUAAGUAGUGAAAUCCA